Molecule: messenger RNA, 1035 nt
Organism: Lactuca saligna
Lineage: Eukaryota; Viridiplantae; Streptophyta; Magnoliopsida; Asterales; Asteraceae
Source: the annotation of a GenBank genome assembly
AUGAACAUCCUUCCAAUGUUUAUCCCUGAUGUUUCACUGGCAUCUAAACCUAACUCAGAUCAUGAAGAACAUGAAAAAAAAAUUCUUACCCUCCUUUCAGAUAGUUACAAGGAGAAGUUUACCAAAUUUCCAAGAGAAAAAGGCUGGAUGGGUGAAGACGUUUACAUGUAUCAAGGAUAUUGGUAUAUCUCGGAUCAUGCAUUCUCAAUUGAAACAGUGAUGGCUGUGCAAGAAAGAUUUCAAGCUCAAUCAACUGAUAUCUACAUCGUUACACAACCAAAAUGUGGUACAACAUGGAUUAAGGCCCUCGUGUUUGCUAUUGUGAACAGAACAAAGUAUAAAAACAUCAAUCCGUUAAAUCACCCUCUGAAAAUCUAUAACCCCCACAAAUGUGUGCCUUUCCUUGAGACUGAAAUCAUUAGUAUCGUUCCCACUUAUGUCCAUGGAAAUUCACCACGUCUCUUCUCUAGCCAUAUACCUUACAGAACAUUACCGAAAUCCAUUCUUGAAUCUGGAUGUCGAUUAGUUUACAUGUGUAGGAACCCUAAGGAUGCUUUGGUAUCUUGGUUUUACUUUGCAAACAAGUUGACAGAUAAGUCUCGUACCCAAAUGACCAUCGGUGAGAUGCUUAAUGUGUUUGUUAAAGGUUUUUUGCCAUAUGGACCUUACUGGGAUCAUGUGAAAGAGUACCAUAAGGCUAGUUCUGAAGAUCCGACAAAGAUUCUAUUUUUAACAUAUGAGGACAUGAAAGUAGAUACUGCAAGUAAAGUGAAGCGUUUGGCAGAGUUCUUGGGCUUUCCUUUCACGGAGAAGGAAGUGGCCAAUGGUGUGGUGGAUGAGAUCGUGACACUAUGUAGUUUUGAAAUUUUAAAGGAAGUUAAUAAGAAUGGGGAUUAUCGUAAGGGUAUGGCUAAUAACACUUUCUUUAGGGAAGGGAAGGUUGGAGGAUGGAGAAAUUAUCUUACAAAUGAAAUGACCCAGAUUUUGGAUGACAUUACGAUGGAAAAGUUUCAUGGUUUGGAUAUCUCAUUCUAA